AUGUCAGAAUUAAUAGACCGUCCGCGUGCAGAUUUAACCCAAGAUGAACUUCAACAGUUGGAGGAAUUCGAAUUCAAGCAUGGCCCCAUGUCACUCAUAAACGAUGCCAUGAUAUCAAAGAUCCCAGUAAUCAUAUCUUUAAGGAAUAAUCACAAGAUCAUAGCCCGUGUGAAAGCCUUUGAUAGGCAUUGUAACAUGGUGCUCGAAAAUGUCAAAGAGCUUUGGACUGAAAAACAGAAUAAAAAAACAGUGAAUAGAGAGCGCUUUAUCAGCAAGCUAUUUCUUAGGGGUGACUCUAUCAUCAUUGUUCUGCGGGCGCCCAUGUAA
Molecule: messenger RNA, 327 nt
Organism: Lachancea nothofagi CBS 11611
Lineage: Eukaryota; Fungi; Ascomycota; Saccharomycetes; Saccharomycetales; Saccharomycetaceae
Source: the annotation of a GenBank genome assembly